AUGCUUCAGUCACUACUCAAGAUGACUGGACACCAUUACAUUGGCCCUGUAACAUUGGAUAACUUGGUGGCCGCAGUUGACCGCGGCAACAUACACUUUGUACGCUUACUUCUCAAACUCAACGGUCAAUCGAGCGACUUUAAGCCCAACAUGGGGGCUUAUUGUUUAGGAUUUGGCAACACAAAAUACGUGUUCCGAUACCCUGGUAUCGAUGUCGAUAUGCUCAAGCUUCUCAAAGAGAUGGGCGCUCUCGGUAUCGGACUUUGCUCAAGGUUACUCGAACAUUGCAUCACGAAUGGCCGUGUUGAUAGUGUCCAAUACAUCCUUGAGGAGGUGGCCAAGGAAUUUGAUGACCAACAAAGAUGUGUAAUCGAUAGAGCAGUCCAAUCAGGUAUCGUCAAACAGACAACACUUGGACAUCUAGACAUACUACAGUCGCUUCUAAGGAUGGCACCAAGGAAUGCCCCAGCUUACGCCUAUGGGAGGAACCUGAGCAGGGUGGCGGCAGAUAAUGGUCAUAUGCACAUCAUUGAGCAUCUCCACAAGAACAACAUUGGCAACGACACAUUGACAUUUGAAGAGGAAGCCAUCGUCAUGGAGCUGAUGAGCACUCAUUGUGGCGAACGAUGGGAUCUUGCCUUGGUUUCCAGGGUCAUCUACAAGACUCCAUUGGACGAACUGAUUGCUGCACUGAAGAGAAAUGACCAGAGGACGGCAAUGGACAUUCUCGACAACCACUGGGACAAUGGAUUAUCGUCAAUAGUAUGGAGCCAUUUAUCAGAGCUGACGAUCGCCUUUCUCUCCAUUCACAAAUCCAGUCACCCACAUGAUAUAUCUCCAAAUGGUUUAUACAUCGUGGUCAAACAUAUAAUUAAUGGCAAGCUAACGUUGGAGCAUGGAUUGGAGUACCUGCGCAUGGCCAACAUUGUCGAUUCUGCCGAAUCAGGGGAUUUCGAACACUCACUCAAACGAACAUCGAUGGAGUGGGCAGCAGGCAUGUCACUGGCAUUACUUCAGCGCAUACGAGAUGUGACAUCAUUGAGUUACAAUGACCGUUGUUUGGAGGCAGCAAUCGAGCACGAUUGUCUGGAUGUCAUAUCAUAUCUCCUUUCAAACAACUUGAUUGAUGCUGACAAUUUAAAGAUAUGGACGCCAGAGUUACUGUUUACCAAGGGGUCAGUCGAUGCCAUCAAGAUCAUUCAUCAACAUGUCAAGCUGAACAUUCCUCAUCUGUCUAUCAAUGCGAUCAAGAACACUGUGGACAUGUUCAAACAUGUGAUGCAACAUAUUCAUCCACCAUCAUCCUGGUCCCCUCGACUACUUCGUGCAAUCAUCAAUGAAGCAGUGGUCCAAGACAAAGUGGACCAUCUCAAACUUCUCAUUGACAUCACUCAUUCACCAGUGCCAACACCUUUGCUGGAUACAUUGAUUGAGGCCACCAAGAAGAAUGCCGUCUCAACAUUGGAGUAUAUCCUUGUCAAGAUCAACCCACCACCACUCACUCGCCUGCCAGAGAUUGAUCAACUUCGUGUUCUCCAAUAUAUCAUGCACUCAGCCUAUAACUAUGGGUACACUCGAAUCAUCACCAUUUGCAACGAUAUCAUCAAAGAUAUUGAUACUACCAUUCCAAAUAUUAGGAUGAAUUUCGCAGAUUUACAUAUGAAUGAUAUUCUACAAAAGCCCAGUGAUACAUCCGCUAAAUCAGUUAUAUACUCAGUGCUUGGAAACAACAAGUUGAACUCGAUCAUCAUGGAGCAUGUUGGUUGGAUCAAUCGGAGUUGUUUGGGCUUUGAAGAUAGCUUGAUCAUCAAAGGUGGACAACUGUUUGGCAACAACACAUUGUUGGACUUUAUCAAGUAUGGUGCCACUGAGUACUUCAUCAAAUCAUUCAAAUCAAUCAAUCUCAAACACUCAUAUCCACCCAACAACAACAAGUUGAUCAGUGCCGCCAUUGCUCACUUUACUCCUCGUCAUAUACCCAUACUGGAUGUACUCCUCGCCCAUCCAUCAAUGUUGUUGUUGGAGCCAGAAACAAUCAAUUGGCGUCAAUUCAUCAAUCAACUGUCUGACUGCAACACUCACAACUGGUCUCGAAUCAUUGAAGAUGUCAUGAAGUUGGUGAUGAUCAAUUCCAACGCUCCCCCAAUGACUCUUAUGGAGCCUGACUUGUUCUUGAUCAAGACGCCAUUGUUCCUGAGCAAGCUGCUCUCACUGGGUGUGGCAUUCGCUGUGGCCCCGAUCAACGCACAUUCACCAAUACCCCCUCCAGUGUCGGGAGUGUUGACCAAGUGGCUUCAAUGUCCAUCCAAGUCAAUACUUGAGAUGAUUCAAUUGAUGCGUCCAUCACUCUCCAAAGAUACUGCCAUCCAUGUUCUUGCACACUCAAUCAGGAUGGACAUCCAACCAGUUUCUCAAUACAUUAUUGACAGGUAUCGCCUCCUCAACGACCCCCGGCUCCCAGCAGUUUGUGCAAAGCAUGGUUACUUUGAGCUGUAUAACAUCCUGCCUCAGUCCACAGACAACUCCAGGAUAAUGUUUGAUACAAUAAUGGAAAGAGACAAUUGCUUGAUGCCUUUGGAUAUCGCCACAAAGACCUACCAACAUCUGUUAGAUAAUGGUUCCAAGCCCACUAUAAACUUCAGUGUUAACGUCCCAGGAGCCCUAAUGCAUUGUCGAAACAAGGUCGAUCUCCUCCUCUCUCUGCCACACACCCAAGGCAACCCCAACAAAUUGGUGCGCAUCAACAAUAUUCAUCCCAAAAUGAUCUCUGUUGGAUUGUUGGAGAGACUCCUUGCAGAUCCACGCUUCCAGUGCGACUUUGAUUUCGUCAUGAGCAGUGCCAUUGAUGCAGGCGAUCGACAAGUGAUUGAAAUGUUGGAGGCCAACACUGACAAUCGAUUCAAGACCCACUACAAGUCGGCAUUCAACACUGCUGCCUCUGUUGGUGAUUUGGACACAAUCAAGAUGAUCUUGGACAAGCGCAAUCUAUCCACCAACACAAGCAACUCGUUUGAUACUUUUAAGUAUGUCUCAACGAAUAUGAUGGAGAAAUACCAGGCAGAUGGAAGGAUGCUCCCUAUCGAACCAUUAUUGAGUUUGUUUGUGGAGUACUUCAAACGAGGCGACAUUGAGGCCAUCGAGCUUCUCAAACAACAGAGCAUCGAUUGCAAUCAAAAAGAUCCAAACCAAUGGGCCUUCAAUGGCAGGUUUGGAAUUCAUUCAUUGCUAGGCUCAAAUAUGACACCGAUCACCAACAGCAAAGUGUUGACACACUUCAUUGACAAAGGAUAUCUUGACAUGGUCAACAAACAACACUACCUCACACGAGUGAUUGAACAUGCAUGUGAGAAUGGCAAUGUUGACAUCAUCAGACUCGUCCACAAUCGAUUCACCUCCACUGAUCAAACAACAUCAUUCAUUCCAAACACUCAAUGCAUUGCCCGUGCUGUUGAGCGCAAUCAACAAUCAGUGAUCCAAUACCUUUUUGGUGAUGAUCAAUCACCAAUCAAGCGAUCACCAGACGCAACACUUGUGGUCCGAAUGGCCAAUUACGCUCGCCACUCUGCCUUUGUCAAAGGAAACAUCAAUAUCAUCAACUUUUGCGACACAAUCAUUGUAUAA
This is a messenger RNA of Acytostelium subglobosum LB1, 3621 nucleotides long. RefSeq lists its product as hypothetical. The transcript has 2 exons. Gene Ontology annotation, molecular function: protein binding. The record is from RefSeq and is a predicted model, not a curated record. Lineage: Eukaryota; Evosea; Eumycetozoa; Acytosteliales; Acytosteliaceae. Bases 1 to 3621 code for a protein of 1206 amino acids.